AUGGAUUGCACAAGCAGCACACCGCGCACCCCGUCGCCGACAGACCUCCACUUUCUCCAUGGCACGGACCACAAACACGACGCCCUCGCCGUCUUCCAGCCCUCGCUGCUCCAGGAGCUCUACAACGACGCCGACAUAGACUCGCCCUACCCAGAGCCCCUCCACCACCAGCAACACCAACAACAGCAGCAGCAGCAGGGCAUGGUCUACCGCCGCGCGACGUUCCCGUACGUCCGCCACGACCGCGAGGACAUCCACCUCUACCCCUCCGCCCAGCCCUUCCUCCACCACCACCAGCCCGCCCAGCACAACUUCUACCCCGACUCCGCCUCCUACUACCCGCCCUCGUCGUGGCCCGCCCCCGACGUCGCCGUCAAGCACGAGGACUUGUCCGCCACCCAGCCCCACCUCAUCGUCCCCUCCCAGUCCCAGUCCCUCGCCCCCCACUCCCUCUACAACCAGCAGGCCUUCUUCCCCCAGCACGCCCUCCCCGCCCACCACCAGCAACAACAGCAGCAGCAGCAGCAGCAACAGCAGACACUCCUGCACCACCACCAACAGCAGCAGCCGCUGCCCCCGCCGCUCUCCUACCUCCCCCACUCCUCCAUGCCCGUCCAGCACACAGACGACGCCGCCUCAAAAGAAACCCAGUACCUCCGCCGCCGCUGCUUCAACUGCCACACCACAGAGCCCCCCUCGUGGCGCCGCUCCACCCUCAACCCCGGCAAGAUCGUCUGCAACAAGUGCGGCCUCUACGAGCGCACCCACCUGCGCCCCCGCCCGCUCAGGUUCGACGAGCUGCGCGCGGGGAACAAGGCCCGCAAGAACUCGAGUGCCGCCCAGCAGCAGGCGGGGCAGGGCGUCGCAGGAGGGCAGGGGGCGGUCGCGGGAGCGGGGAGGAAGGAGAGCGCGAGUCCGAAAGUGAAAGGCGCAUCUGUGAAGAAGGAGCCCAGGGAGUACGGCGCUUCGGAUUGGGACGACAAUCUGUCAGUGUACUCUUCGCCCUCUGCGCCCCCGACGUCCUUCAACUCGCCCUCCGUGCCCUCUUUCCCGCUCUCCCGGGACUCGCAGUCGCCCCCCAUCCUCGACCCGUCCCUCUCCUCGCUCUCCCCAUCGCUCUCCUCCUCCCUCUCGCAAUCCUCGCUCUCCUCGCUCUCCUCGCCCCUCCCCCCGCUCUCCGACUCCUCCUCCGCGUCCUCGCCCUCCGCCUCGUCCUCCUCCUCGCACUCCAUCGGCGGCUCGCCGAACCCCCAGGGCAUGAUCCGCCUCCCGAACGCGCCGCUCAACGACAUCGCGUCGUACUCCCCGCACCACGCCCACCAGCAGCUGCAGCAGUACCACCACGCGGGCGGCGCCUCCCCGCUCUCGUCGCCCCCGCUCGCGGGCCAUGCGAGUCUGCCGCAGCAGCACCACGGGAUGGUCAUGCAGCAGCAGCACCAACAACAGCAGCAGCAGCAGCAACAGCAGUAUUCGAGUUACGGCGGGAUGGCGGGUGGGUAUAACGGGUCGAGCACGAUGUCGUUCGCCGUGCAGCCUAUGUACGGCUUCGACAACGGGAUGCACCAGCAGUCGUCGUCGUCCUACAACAACAACAACAACACCGGAAACGGAAUGGGUACGGGCCUUAUGGGCCCGCCGUCCCCUCUAUCGAGCAUCCCCUCGCUCCCGUCGACGCCCUCGACGCCCUCGAUAAACGCAUCCUCCCUCAACCCGACGUCGUCGCCUCUGAACAACGUCACGCCCACCACGGCGGGGCGCCGCCGCAGCUCGACGAGCUCGAGCCUUGCGGUGUCGCCGCAGGCUUUGUCGCUUGGUCUGGGGAUUGCGGAGGAGUCGGAAAAUGAGGGACGGGAGGAGCGGGAGGGCGAGGGGGAGAGUGGGCUGGAGGGGACGCUGGAGGAAAGGGAAAGGGGUAGGGAGAGGGAGGGGAAGGACGAGGAGUCGUCGUGA
Pleurotus ostreatus (oyster mushroom) is the source of this 1950-nucleotide messenger RNA. RefSeq lists its product as uncharacterized. The record is from RefSeq and is a predicted model, not a curated record. NCBI's taxonomy places the organism in Eukaryota, Fungi, Basidiomycota, Agaricomycetes, Agaricales, Pleurotaceae. The coding region runs from base 1 to 1950 and encodes 649 amino acids. Gene Ontology annotation, molecular function: sequence-specific DNA binding; zinc ion binding. The transcript is spliced from 3 exons. Gene Ontology annotation, biological process: regulation of DNA-templated transcription.